AUGGCCGGCUUCCUUCCUCUUUUCUCUGACGGUCGUGUCGAAAAAGCGGCAACGGCAAAAGGAAGUGAAGUAGGCAUUGGCUGUUGCAUUGACAGAAGGUACGCGCUAGUCAAAUUCCAAGCUAGAAAUGGAGGGUACUUCCGGUUCGUGCACAAAAUGAUCAUACCCGUUCGUUGUUUCACCUGUGGAAAAGUGAUUGGAAACAAAUGGGAGGCAUAUUUGGGGCUCUUGCAGGCUGAAUACACCGAAGGAGAUGCUCUGGAUGCACUAGGCCUCAAAAGAUAUUGCUGUCGAAGAAUGUUACUGGGACAUGUAGACCUCAUCGAAAAACUUCUCAACUAUGCCCCAUUGGAGAAGUAAUAUUGUAGAGAGAACUUAGGACUACCAUGGUAAAUUUGUACUAAGGAUUUUUAUUUGAUAAUUAGUAUUAUAAUUGAGGAAAUGCAAGUGAAAUUGAAUAAUCAUGUUCGGGUUUUCAUUUUCAAUUAUUUUUUUUAAUAAAGAACAUUUGUUUAAAA
Messenger RNA from Phaedon cochleariae (mustard beetle), 518 nucleotides. The record is from the annotation of a GenBank genome assembly. NCBI's taxonomy places the organism in Eukaryota, Metazoa, Arthropoda, Insecta, Coleoptera, Chrysomelidae.